Molecule: messenger RNA, 738 nt
Organism: Scomber japonicus (chub mackerel)
Lineage: Eukaryota; Metazoa; Chordata; Actinopteri; Scombriformes; Scombridae
Product: homeobox protein SIX6
Exons: 2
Coding region: 1-738 (245 amino acids)
Biological process (GO): eye development; regulation of transcription by RNA polymerase II
Cellular component (GO): transcription regulator complex; nucleus
Molecular function (GO): RNA polymerase II cis-regulatory region sequence-specific DNA binding; DNA-binding transcription factor activity, RNA polymerase II-specific
Source: RefSeq, a predicted model, not a curated record
AUGUUUCAGCUGCCCAUCUUGAAUUUCAGCCCCCAGCAGGUCGCCGGGGUCUGCGAGACUCUGGAGGAGAGCGGGGACGUCGAUCGCCUCGGCCGCUUCCUCUGGUCCCUGCCCGUCGCCCCGGCGGCCUGUGAGGUCCUCAACAAGAACGAGUCGGUGCUGAGGGCCCGGGCCGUCGUCGCCUUCCACACCGGCAAUUUCCGUGAACUCUACCACAUCCUGGAGAACCACAAGUUCACCAAAGAGUCGCACACGAAGCUACAGGCGCUGUGGCUUGAAGCGCACUAUCAGGAGGCUGAGAAGCUGCGGGGACGCCCGCUGGGGCCGGUAGACAAAUACAGGGUGCGGAAGAAGUUCCCGUUACCCAGAACCAUAUGGGAUGGAGAGCAGAAAACCCACUGCUUCAAGGAGAGAACCCGACACUUGUUAAGAGAAUGGUAUUUGCAGGAUCCCUACCCGAAUCCCAGUAAAAAGAGGGAGCUUGCACAGGCUACAGGACUUACACCCACACAAGUAGGAAACUGGUUCAAAAAUCGCAGACAAAGAGACAGAGCAGCGGCUGCGAAGAACAGGCUCCAGCAGCAGGUCCUAUCCGGCGGCUCGGUUCGCUCCCUGGCGGACGAGGACGGCACCGUGGACCGUCUGGGGAACUCGUCCAGUCCGGAGGCCAGUCUGUCCAGCAAAGCAGCCGCCUCGGCCAUCUCCAUCACCUCCAGCGACAGUGAAUGUGACAUCUGA